Molecule: messenger RNA, 4444 nt
Organism: Stegastes partitus (bicolor damselfish)
Lineage: Eukaryota; Metazoa; Chordata; Actinopteri; Pomacentridae
Product: ephrin type-A receptor 3-like
Exons: 4
Coding region: 22-513 (163 amino acids)
Biological process (GO): ephrin receptor signaling pathway; protein phosphorylation; axon guidance
Cellular component (GO): plasma membrane; dendrite
Molecular function (GO): transmembrane-ephrin receptor activity; protein binding
Source: RefSeq, a predicted model, not a curated record
GUGUGGAGUUACGGUAUCGUCAUGUGGGAGGUGAUUUCAUACGGAGAGAGACCCUACUGGGAGAUGUCCAACCAGGAUGUGAUCAAAGCAAUAGACGAGGGCUACCGUCUCCCUGCUCCCAUGGAUUGUCCUGUGGUGUUGCACCAGCUCAUGUUGGAUUGCUGGGAGAAAGGGCGCAGCGACAGGCCAAAGUUUGGACAGAUUGUCACAAUCCUGGACAAACUCAUCAGGAACCCGGCCAGUCUCAGAGAGCUGGCCAACAGCUCAGCAUGCAGGGAGGACCCGUCCACUCCAGAGUUCAGCGUGAGCACAGUGGAUGAGUGGUUGGAGGCCAUCAAGAUGGGCCAGUAUAAGGAGAACUUUUCCAGUGCUGGAUAUGUCAGCUUGGACUCUAUCCUUUACAUCAGUGUCAGUGAAUUAGCUAAGAUGGGGGUGUCCCUGGCCGGCCACCAGAAGAAGAUUUUGUCCAGUGUGCAGAGCCUGCAGACCCAGGGGACGCACGUCCAAGUAUAACAGUUUCCACAUAAACACACAGUGAAACAGAGUCAAACUGGAUGCUCCUGUGAAGAGUUUCCACGCUGACAUGGAGCUGUAAUGGAUACUCUGUGCUUGGGCCUCCAUUGAUUAUGAGACACACUGAGAUGGAGACAACAUGGACGCUUGACUCCUUCACCUUCUCGCAGUUUCCCCCCCCAUUCUUCUUCCCAUGCUCGAUGGGCACUACUGGCUUUAGCACUCAGAGUCCCAGCAACACGAUCACCAUUAUGGAGCAACAGAAAGACACAUUUCCAACAACAAGGCCACACUUAGAGCAUCCCAGACCGUUUCACAUCAUAUCAGUUCAACAAAACGAGAAAAAAAAAAGACUUUUAACAAAAGAAAUGACAAAAAAAAAACAAAUUAGAAUAUAAUUAUCAUCACUGUCUGUGAGGUGUACAGUUGGUUUUUACUGUCAUUUUGUUUGUUUUGACUUUUCACCUUGAAGAGUUUAAAAAGGGUCAGAAGAUAUGUAUGUGUAGAUAUGUGUAGAUAUAUGUUUAUACGGGCUGUGUGUCCCACAACCGUAGAGAUGGACCUAACGUUUGUAUUGGUGGCGAGGUUUAUAUUGCUCAAACCUAACAGGAGUUAUUACCCAGUACAUAAAUGGCCCCUUCCAUUGCUCUCUGUGUACAGAAAGUCAAUGACUGAGCCGAGAUUCUGAAUGACAUGAAUGUGUGGGGAGAGGGGAUCAGAAAAACUGGACCUUUAAAGAUAGAGAGGGAUGUAGAUUUUGCUAGCUUAUUUAGGAUGGAAGUAUGAUUUGUUUAAAUAGUGUAUUUGAUCUGGACAAGGGCUUCCUUAGCGACUGCUCUCAGAAAUACUUCCAUAGCAACUAGACCCAGUGCACCAGUCUGCUUGCACUUAAAUUGUAACUGACUGCAAAGAAACUGCUUCAGGUGCAGUUAACACAGAGUAAAUUUUACUCUGCCACUUCUUUUUUUUCCCCCAGACAACAUUGUCUGUUACAGAUGAUACAGUAUGAUGUUGUCAAGAUUAUCUCAGCCCAAAAGUUUGCCUUCCCAUGUUUCAGGUGUGUGAAGAAAGUUAUAGUGUUUUGUGUAGAGCAAAAGUGACACAAAGGUCAUGAUAGAGUUGACACUGUUAAAAACGUGUUUUUCCAGUGUUGUGCCAUGUACAGUAACCUUGAGAGAUGUUCAUCUAGCCAACAUACCACCAUUCCGACUGUAUGCUUUUCUUUCAUCAGUUCCCAUGGCUGGAUGGUUACACAAGGCCAGUCACAAUAAUUACAGUGUUUUGUGUUUUCCAAAUAGUCUGCUCGAUGAAAAGGAGCAUUGGAAUGGAGCCUUUUUCAGCAAGAUGAAAUAUACGCAGUGUUGAUUUUCAGCUGUGCCACCGCAAGAGGGGAAACUUGACUUGAUUUGUCUGCCUGGUACUGUCUCACUUUCUUGUUAUCAGUCAUGCCAACCUAUUUCGAGCAUCACGUGUUUCAAACCAGUAAAUUUACAAAACAAUGUUUACAGCAAGAAGCAAAUAAAUGUGUUUGUUGGUUUUUUUCCUUAACAGAAGGAAACUGCUGCUUAUCACAUUCAAUGCACAGUUCGAUAUGAAGGGACCCUCAUUGUGUACACUGUAUUAAUGGCACUGAACCUGCUUUUAGUGUAUUCCCAAACCCAGUUUUAAUAUAUGUGGUACUCUAUAGGACCAACAGUGGCAUAAAGUACAGUAUAUAUGAUUGUAUCAUAGUGUAAAAUAUGUACAGCGUUGAUUUCCAAUGUUAGAAUGUUUGUAAUGAUAACAAUGAUGAUGACUAUGAUGUACUUUUAUUGUGAAAAAGAGAUUUCUGAAGUACUAGUUCAGGGUCGGGUCAUACAGGAGAAAAGUGAAGGGAGGUGAUUCGUUGGUCUGAACAAAGGAAUGUAGCAUGGUGCAAAGUUUCAGCUUUGAUGGACAGGUGACAGUGACUGCAGUUUCUACUAUAGCGUUAGAAUGAGUAGAAUGGACUUUCGUUAUCGAUACACUGGCUUCAUGUGCAUAUCCACCUUAAACAGUAAUGACAAGCACUUUUUAACCCUGUCUCUGCUUACAACACAGUUUUUAAAAAGUUUGGGAGAGGGAGGGAGGGAGGGAGGAGGAAUAAAAUAAGGGAACUCAAACUUCUGAUAUCACAAACUGAACACUGGCUAAAGCUUAGCUUAACAAAGGAGACCUAGGCUCAGCAGAUCGGCAUUUCUCCGCAUGCUGAAGUGGUGUGCAUGGAGUGACAGUAAGAGCAUUUAAAGAGUUUAAAGGGCGGUGUUAUUUUGUUCACCUUCCCGAAACCAAAACACAAGCGCAAAAGUGUAAGGAAUGGAUUACACAGCAUCUUUAACUGCUAUUUUAAGCUGCAACUGUUAGCAUGUCUGCUAGCUUUGCAAGUAAGUGUUACUUCCAAGGUCGAGCAUAUCAUCUACUAACUAGCUUAGAGUAGGUACUUUGGCUACAGUUCGUGUCAAAACCAGCACAUGAAAACAAAUAAAUAUGAAACAAGUCGCAAGUCUUGAAACAUCCGAAAGGCAGUCUAAAGACAACUUUUUUAGCUAAUUAAUUAGGCUAAUGUUAGCUUAAACAAUUAGCAACUACAGCUGACAAAAUCUGCCUGUUAUAUCUGUAACUUAAGCCAGUAUUUUGCUAGCUUGAAAUAAGAAGUCUACCUCUGUGAGACAUCUGGGACCCAUUGUUAUGAAAAUACAUUUUUUAGAGAUAAAUCUGCCACCAUUCUUGCCAAUGGCACAGCAUGUGCCAUGUGAGAAUAGAAAUCUUGACAGGCAUAGCAACAGUUACCAAUGGGCGGGGCUUAAUCUACCAAUUGGGGCGGAGCCAAAGAUGCUAGAACAAUUAAAACUUUAACCACAAUAAUGCCUUUUACUUGUGUUUUUUUGUCCUUUUGUUUUAGAAUCGGUAAAAUAACAGUUAAUAUGUUUCAAUGCAGAACAUUUACAAUAACAUAAUCUGUAGAUUAAUUGCUCUUGCAAGCCAGGUUUGCUGUUUUGCCACAUAAGCCACAGAUAAGAACACAAAUUAGGAGAGUCUGAAACUGUUCAUUCUACUCUUGCUAACUCUAUGAUUUCACUCUAGCGGACUACCCAUGACCGCUGGCCUUUUUGAUGCCUUAUUUACCGAGCUAUUGUUCUUUUCUGUUGCCCUAUAGAGGCGAUAUUAAGAGUAAAGUGUAUAUACAGGUAGUAUUUAUCUGUGUUCUUAAGGUGACCUCACAUCAACACCCUGAUUCUGUCACAUCCCAGACGCCCCCCUCCAACAGUACCGCCACUUUGAUUCCUUUAAGCAAAAGAAAGGGAUUUUGUUUUAAAAAUAUAACUUUAAAUCGUACAUCCAAUGACCUGUAGAAGUUGAUGGAGAACAUGACAGUAUCGUUGGUAUUUAUUUGCAAAUUAGGGAUGUGAUUGGCUCACAGUUGGAUCAUUUUGGUUGCAUAAUUCGACGUGCAAAACUCUUCUUAAAUUUUAAGGUUACAACAGCAUUGCAUACUGCCUGAAUAAUAACGGUGAAUUGUGACAAUGUCCUCCCUUUUGCUAUUCAUCACUUCCACUCUAGAAAGUUAUGUCAUACAUCCACUUUAGGUUUCAAUUUUAAAAUCCCAGGUUUCUGUCACUUUUUCACCCUGUCAAGGUUAGCUAUGUGGGCUGGUUUGCUUGAUCUCAAAUGCAGUGUUUGUUUCCAUUUCCCACCAGGUCCGUAUUGUAAAUGUUCACAGGAGAUUCUCAUUUGAGACUUUCAGCUCUGUCUCUCUUUGUCCUCCUCUCUCUCUCUCUCUUUCUUUAGCCACCGUACAAUGCUUAUUUGUCCCCAUGCCAGUUUCCUCUGCGUUGCUUGUUGUAAAGGGUGUAGGCAAUUCUAAUGUCUUUCAUGUUGCUGUAAUAAAUAUGCUAAUAUUUCUAAUUUCUCA